AUGUGCUGUUACCGGUUCGUCUGUAGUCUGCUGCUUAUCGUCGUCGUUUCCCGGGCUGACGGUGACGGUAGAACCUCUGCGAUCAACCACCAUCAACCGUCUGCAGUCAGUGAUGGGUCGUUUACCCCACUGUCACUGUACGGUGGCAGCCUGUUUCCCGCCGACGUGUCCUCCGACGAGCAGGUCUUCGCCCCAACGCUACCAUUACCGGAGAAACAAGUUUUCGAGCUAGCCAGCCUGCGGGUCGGUGACACUGAGGCAACUUCCGCGAGCAGCCAUACCGGCGGCAGAUCUCAGACGCAGGCGGAUGUUGAGCACCAUCCGGCGGCGCAAAAAAUCUAUCCCACCUUCUUCCGUAACAUCCCACCGCUGGGGCACUCUCGGCCGUACUACCAGUCGACGGAGGCCGCCGUGGAUCAGCGAUUUAAUAAGCUGCGAACAGGCGCAGCCGGACCUGCCCCAGUUCUAGCGGAUGUCGCGUCUCCACUGCUCGGGUCGGGUGAUUUCGGCAUCAUUAAAGGUGGCACGUUCUACUACGACUCAGACGUCCCGGGGAAGGGCUUCGUGGAUGACUUCUACGGGCUCGGUUACAACGGCAACAACGGGCAUGGGCGACCUCAGCUGGCGUACCUGGUGCAGAAACCGCAGAAGGAGGAGCAGUUCUCCAACUUCCGGGAUUUCGCGGACAUCAACAUCUCGAACGAUCCGGCGUACUCGCAUCACGCUCCACAGUACAUCGGGACGAGUACACCUCCGGCGGUUUCAGCAGGCAGUACUACCAGCACGGCCCCACACGAACCUGAGAAUAUUCUCGACGAGCUGCGUUCGUUAGACGAACGGCCACGGGUGCGAAGUAAGCUGAAAAAGGAUGCGCUGGUGGAGCGGAAAAAGCGACCUAAGGAUGUGAAGAGUGCGAAGGUGACAACGCAAGCACCAGAAGGCGAUGACUACAUGGUGGCGUCCAGCUAG
This is a messenger RNA of Anopheles nili, 969 nucleotides long. RefSeq lists its product as uncharacterized. The transcript has 3 exons. The record is from RefSeq and is a predicted model, not a curated record. Bases 1 to 969 code for a protein of 322 amino acids. Lineage: Eukaryota; Metazoa; Arthropoda; Insecta; Diptera; Culicidae.